AGCAGCAAGUGCUCUGUGAAGAGACUGUUACUAGCCCUUGGAGGUGAACAGCCUCUCUUGAAAGGAUUCAGGGAAGAAAGCCAAGUCUGAAUAUGCAGUUUGCUCACUGGGAUGAAAGAUGUUUUGUUUAUUUCUAAUCAACGAUGCUAGACACCUGCAAGCUCAAAAGUGCCUGCAAUUUGCCAUUUGUUUAUAAUAAGAAAAUAAAUACUGCUGGAACCAGUAAUGCAGAUGUCCCCUUGGCUGAUCCCGGAAUGUACCAAUUGGACAUCACAUUAAGAAGGGGUCAAAGUUUAGCUGCCCGAGAUCGAGGAGGGACAAGUGAUCCAUACGUGAAGUUUAAAAUUGGAGGAAAAGAAGUUUUUAGAAGUAAAAUAAUACACAAGAACCUCAAUCCUGUGUGGGAGGAGAAAGCUUGCAUUCUUGUUGAACAUCUUAGGGAACCCUUGUAUAUAAAGGUAUUUGACUAUGAUUUUGGACUACAGGAUGACUUUAUGGGCUCAGCCUUUCUGGAUCUCACACAAUUGGAGUUAAACAGGCCCACAGAUGUGACCCUAACACUGAAAGAUCCCCAUUAUCCUGACCAUUACCUUGGAAUCAUUUUGCUCUCCGUCAUCCUUACCCCUAAAGAAGGAGAACACAGGGAUGUGACAAUGCUAAUGAGGAAGAGCUGGAAAAGAUCAAGUAAGGAUCUCUCAGAAAAUGAAGUGGUUGGAUCUUAUUUCUCUGUGAAGUCUUUCUUUUGGAGGACGUGCAGCAGGCCUGCUCUUCCUGUCCUGGGUUUCUGCAAAGCAGAGUUUCAGAGUACUUGUUACCAAAAUGCACAAUUUCAGACCCAAAGUUUACGUCUAUCAGACGUACACAGAAAAUCGCAGCUUUGGAGAGGAAUAGUCAGCAUCACAUUGAUUGAGGGACGAGACCUCAAGGCAAUGGAUUCAAAUGGGUUGAGUGACCCCUACGUGAAGUUCCGGCUUGGGCACCAGAAGUACAAGAGCAAGAUUAUGCCAAAAACUUUGAAUCCUCAGUGGAGGGAACAAUUUGAUUUUCAUCUCUAUGAAGAAAGAGGCGGAAUCAUUGAUAUCACUGCUUGGGACAAAGACGCUGGGAAAAGGGAUGAUUUUAUCGGCAGAUGCCAGGUGGACCUGUCGGCCCUCAGUAGGGAACAGACACACAAGUUGGAGUUGCAACUGGAAGAGGGUGAGGGACACCUGGUGCUGCUGGUCACCCUGACAGCUUCGGCCACAGUCAGCAUCUCUGACCUCUCCGUCAACUCCCUGGAGGACCAGAAAGAACGGGAGGAAAUCUUAAGGAGAUAUAGCCCAUUGCGGAUAUUUCACAACCUGAAAGAUGUGGGAUUUCUCCAGGUGAAAGUAAUCAGAGCAGAAGGGCUGAUGGUCGCUGAUGUCACAGGUAAAAGUGACCCAUUUUGUGUAGUUGAACUGAACAAUGAUAGGCUGCUGACACACACUGUCUACAAAAAUCUCAAUCCCGAGUGGAACAAAAUCUUCACGUUCAACAUUAAAGAUAUCCAUUCAGUUCUUGAAGUGACAGUUUAUGAUGAAGAUCGGGAUCGAAGUGCUGACUUUCUGGGCAAAGUUGCUAUACCAUUGCUGUCUAUUCAAAAUGGUGAACAGAAAGCCUACGUCUUGAAAAACAAGCAGCUGACAGGGCCAACAAAGGGGGUCAUCUAUCUUGAAAUAGAUGUGAUUUUUAAUGCUGUGAAAGCCAGCUUACGAACAUUAAUACCCAAAGAACAGAAGUACAUUGAAGAGGAAAACAGACUCUCUAAACAGCUGCUACUAAGAAACUUUAUCAGAAUGAAGCGUUGUGUCAUGGUGCUCGUAAAUGCUGCAUACUACGUUAAUAGUUGCUUUGAUUGGGAUUCACCCCCAAGGAGCCUCGCUGCUUUUGUGCUCUUUCUCUUUGUUGUCUGGAACUUUGAGCUCUACAUGAUACCACUGGUUUUGUUGUUACUAUUGACAUGGAACUACUUCUUGAUAAUAUCAGGGAAAGAUAACAGGCAACGUGAUACAGUAGUGGAGGACAUGCUGGAGGACGAGGAAGAAGAAGAUGACAAAGAUGACAAGGACAGUGAAAAAAAGGGAUUUAUAAAUAAAAUCUAUGCCAUCCAGGAGGUCUGUAUCAGUGUCCAGAACAUCCUAGAUGAAGUGGCUUCCUUUGGCGAAAGGAUAAAGAAUACUUUCAACUGGACAGUCCCAUUCUUAAGCUGGCUGGCUAUUGUAGCCCUCUGUGUGUUCACAGUCAUCCUGUACUUCAUUCCACUGAGAUACAUUGUCCUUGUCUGGGGCAUCAAUAAAUUCACAAAAAAGCUUCGGAGUCCGUAUGCAAUUGAUAACAAUGAACUACUUGACUUCCUUUCCAGAGUCCCUUCAGAUGUACAAGUGGUGCAAUACCAAGAACUGAAACCAGAUCCUUCCCAUAGCCCGUGUAAAAGGAAGAAAAACAAUCUUGGCUAGCCAGCUCCCAGCACUGAGGAGACCAGCAUCUGUUUGGGAAGAUAAAAGAAAAAGCCUUCAGCCUCAGCAGCAUUUCCUUUCUUCCUGCUUUUUAUUUAUUUUGCCUUUUUAUCAUGAUCGAGAGAAUUUGUAAAUAGUGUACAAAGGCAUAUGUCUUUGAAAAUAUACUUCCAUUGUACAGACUCCAUUUGAUAAAGGGUUAGCUGUUGCUGUGUGAAAGCCUUGUUGGCUGUGGAUAAUAAUAUAACACACUGAAACAACAAAUACAAGAAUGGUAACGUUGGGAGAUAUACACUUCUCUAAUUACAAGUGGAAGAACCAGAGUAUUACAUUAAAUGCUCAGCUGUGCUCUGAUUAAAUCUACAUAAAAUGUAAAUGUCAAUUUGAUUUUUAAAGUUUUUUUUUAAUGUGACUAUUUUUUAUCUGAAAAGUAAUCCAUUACAGUUUUCUAUGUUUUAUACAUUUCAAAAGGGAAGGGGGGAAAUCCCAAAAUCUGACUUAUGGAACAGAUGCAUUUCAAUUUAACAUAGAUUCUGACUUCAGAUCCUGACUUUCAUUCCUGUGCAAAUUAUUGAGCUAUGACUCGGCUUAUUUUACACUAAUGAGCAAAGGCACAGUCACUCCGUCAAGAUAAUUCUUCCACACUCUACAAAGAAAACUUCCAAACCUUUUAUCAUUCCAUCUGAAACCUCAAAAUCUCUACAGGACUACACAUAAAUACUGCCAGGUUUAUACAUGAUUGCCUAUUUGAAUUUUUAUACCUACCACUACUUUAAUUUGUACCUAGUUAGCAAGUUAGUCACCCAGUUCAGUUAUCAAAAAUAGUAGCAAACUAAAUCCGUAUUGCUUUUGGUGUCUCUGUGCAUCUAAAAAUAUUUAAUACUCAAAAGUAUUCUCACAUACACAGAAAGUAUCUGCUUUCUCAUUAAAUUACUGAAAUGCUUUAAUGCAGAGUAUGAUUUUUGUUAUUAGUGUGAAUUUUAAUGUAAAGAAUGCUAGUGUGCUAAGUGAUAUGCCAGUUGUUUCAUUACAUUCAUUUCUAAAAAAGCUAAUCAUUCUUGAUAAUACGAAUGCAUGAAACCUAUUUUGUAAAAAACAAAAAAACAAAAAACAAACCACAACUGCUUAUGGGGAAGGGGGAGUUUGCCUUUAAAAAACUGUUUCACUACUUACCAUAGAAUCUAUACUUAAAAAUUGCAUUCCCAAGACUUAUGAUAGUUUUUGUACCUAACUCCCUGAUAAAUCACGGGAGUAUACCUCUGGAGAGAGAAAUAAUUUGGUGAGAAUGUUUUACUUCCCUGACUGGGUAGGGGAUUAAGCUUGGCUGAAAAUGCUGUAGACAAUGUUUUGCACUACUUUAUUAAUAGAGUGGGAUAGGGUGAAGGGGGGGAGGGUUAUGAUGGAAAAACACAGAAAAACCAGAAGCCAGAAAUAUAUAUUUCACUCUAAAGGAAGAUUCUUUAAGGAUAAAUUUAAUCUCAUCGAAGCUAAUUUUUAAAGUAUUUUUAUUUUAAAGCGACGUUGUUAAAUACUAUUUCUUAUUAUAGAACUAUUUUGAUCUGUUUAUACACUAUGCUUGAAAGAGAAUGUCAAUUAAAUUCCCUUUCUACAGAAAGGCUUUGACCUCAAUAUGCUCUAUUUAGCUCACCAUGUUUAUAAUGACAUGCUUAUAUCCGCAUACCAUCACUGUUUGUUGCUUGGACAUAAUACUCCAUAAAGCUGAUGUUGCCACAGAAAGUUUAUUGAUGGGAUAAUUUGUUUGAAAUACCUUUUGAUUAUACCUUGUGUGAGAUUUAUGUUCCGUGCUGACAGUGUCUACUCAAAUGUCUACAAGCCUGAUAUUGUACAAUUUCAGAUGUACCUAGUGCAUAGUAACCAUUAACAGAUGCCUAAUUUUUGUUUCAUUCUACCAACUUUCAGAUGUUAAGUUCAGUGGUAAUGUUGACUAUACAUUCACUGCAUUAAAUUAAAAAAAAAUCUUUUCUAAGUAUACUCAGUACUCCUUUUUCUUUGCUUCUCUCUCUCUCUUUUUGGUGGUUGGUUGUGAGUGCUGGAGGAUUGUUUGCAUAUUCUUAUAAAU
Nyctereutes procyonoides (raccoon dog) is the source of this 4557-nucleotide messenger RNA. It is a transcript of the gene MCTP1, whose product is annotated as multiple C2 and transmembrane domain containing 1. NCBI's taxonomy places the organism in Eukaryota, Metazoa, Chordata, Mammalia, Carnivora, Canidae. The record is from RefSeq and is a predicted model, not a curated record. Gene Ontology annotation, molecular function: calcium ion binding. The transcript is spliced from 23 exons. The coding region runs from base 144 to 2477 and encodes 777 amino acids. Gene Ontology annotation, cellular component: synaptic vesicle membrane. Gene Ontology annotation, biological process: regulation of neurotransmitter secretion.